AUGGCCGAGGCGGCCCCGCACUUGGGAAACUUCUCUGAUGAAUCACUUGAUACCAGCAGUGAGGAUGACGAUGAUGACGACGACGACGAGUCAGAGGAGGAUGAGAGCAGCGACGUCUCGGAUCCCUCAGACAAAGAAUCCGAGGCUGAUGACGAAGCUUCGCUGAGAAAGGGCAGGAAGGCACGGGAAUAUAUGUCAGGGACGUCUGAGGAUGAUGAUGAGGAUGAUGAUUAUGAUUAUGAAAUUGAUGAAGUUGAUGAUGAAGAAGACGAGAUACCUGCUCCGAAAAAGGUAUAUGCUUUGCCGGAGAACACGGACGACGACGAGGAGAGUCCAUCUCCCCGUCCCCGAAGGAAACUAAGGAAUCCCCGACGACCGGCCAAGAAGUCAGCCGAGGAUCACUCGACCCCCAGGGCGAUUGAGCCUUCCUCCCCCAGACGUCGUAGGAAUGCCUCGUCUCCUCCCAGAGUCCCGUCUUCGCGAGCGUCGACCGCUGCGGCGGCGGAGCUCAUGUCGGAGAUUUCACCAAAGAAAUCUGCUAAGAAACGUGAUGCCGCUCGUCAAGAGGCCCGCCACGAGGCCCGCCAUGAUGCCCGCCAUGAGACUCACAGAAAGGCCAAAAUGGCAAAGUCGAGCCGGGGAAGUCUGCAGUCCUCCAACCGCCAGUCUAGCGUCAUGCUUUCCAGCACUAGCCAGCCAAUGACCCCAGAUAGCAGAAGGGAAAGGCCGCGUAAAAGGGAGAAGCACAGAGAGGAGAAGCCUGUCAAGAAAUCCUCGGCAUCGCGUGAGGCGCGAGAUCACCAUGAGCACGAGAAGCCGGUAAGACGCCAGCGGCGAAGAACCAAUGAAGAGGAUGACUACCGCCACCACGGUCAUGACGAGGACGCCAUGCCACAGAGAUUCAUGGACAUGACACUUCAUGAAGAGCCAUCUGACAUGGAAGACGACGAUGACGAGGCUGUGGGGAUGGAAGUUGGACUCGGCAUCUCUCCUACUAGCCGGCACAGGAAAGAGCAGCACAAGAAGCGCAGCAAAGGGAAAUACAGAAGUCAACAGUCGACUACCAUGCAGCCGCCGCCACCGCCUGCUCCAGAGCCGCCAAGGAGAAAGUCGGUUGAUGUGUUUGAUCAAGAGCCCGCAACGUUCCAGCGAGCGGACACAUUCCCAUCUCCCCAAUCAAAGUCAUAUGAAUCAAAGUCGUACGAAAGAGGGCCCUAUGUCACAGAGGUCCCCAGGGCCCGAGGCUCCAGAGGGGGUUCUAUGGAGAGACGCCUUGCUGACCGGUUCUCUGAGAACCGGCAAGGAAUGCCUCCCCGACCAGAUAUCCCAAUGGCACCGACCGUGCCCAUGUCUCCGAUGAUGCCUGGGGCCCCUCCUCACUCACAGAUGCCAGGGGCACCGUUCGGUGCCCCUCACAUGGGGAUGCCGAUGAGAGGUCCUGGUAAUGUGCCUCCGCCCAUGAUGAUGCCUCCUCACAUGCCACCUCAACCGCCAUACAGCACUGCUGCUUAUGGCCACUCAUACGGAGCCGUUCCAGCGCCGUCAAGAGAGCACAUGCAUUCUUACGAAUCGGAGCACAGGCACCGGCACGAGUACGAUGAUGUCCCCCGAUCAUCAUCCAAGAUGGCAGGGCUCGACGGAACCGGGGCCGGAAUGGACCGUGUUGAUGAGUGGCGGCGCUUCGUUGAAGCAGGAGGAGGGCAGGAUGAGCUUCGCACAUGCUGA
Clonostachys byssicola is the source of this 1725-nucleotide messenger RNA. The record is from the annotation of a GenBank genome assembly. NCBI's taxonomy places the organism in Eukaryota, Fungi, Ascomycota, Sordariomycetes, Hypocreales, Bionectriaceae.